Molecule: messenger RNA, 772 nt
Organism: Diatraea saccharalis (sugarcane borer)
Lineage: Eukaryota; Metazoa; Arthropoda; Insecta; Lepidoptera; Crambidae
Source: the annotation of a GenBank genome assembly
UCAGUCAAUGUCACUUCAGGUCUUCUCUUCGAUUAAUUUAAUUACUUAGUCCCAUAGAAUUUGAUUAACAAUCGAAUUAAAAAGACAUGUCUGCAAUGAGGACAAAUAUAUUGGUGCGGUCACUGAGCACAUCUGCUGCAGCAGCUCAGCUCGUAAAAGCUCCAGUUCAGGUGUUUGGAUUGGAAGGCAGAUAUGCAUCAGCUCUUUACUCAGCUGCGACCAAAAGCAAAACCCUAGAUGCGGUCGAAAAAGAACUUACACAAUUUCAGAAGUCUAUUAAAACUGAUGCCAAGCUCAAAGAAUUUAUCAUUAAUCCGACUCUGAAAAGGAACCUCAAAGUUGAUGCUCUUAAGCAUCUCGCAACAAAGACUAAUAUGUCAGCUACUACCAGUAACUUGCUCGGCAUCAUGGCUGAAAAUGGUCGUCUUGACAAAUUGGAGUCUGUGAUCAAUGCCUACAAGAUUAUGAUGGCUGCCCAUCGUGGCGAGGUAACAUGUGAAGUGGUAACUGCAAAACCAUUAGAUCAAGCCCAACGUCAAAAUUUAGAAGCUGCACUUAAGAAAUUCCUUAAAGGUAAUGAAACGCUUCAGCUGACAGCCAAAGUUGAUCCUUCUUUGAUUGGUGGUAUGGUGGUGUCUAUUGGUGACAAAUAUGUGGAUAUGAGUGUUGCUAGUAAAGUAAAGAAAUACACUGAGUUAAUCAGUGCCUCAGCAUAAGAAACAAAAAUUUAGUACUAUUUAGGAAAGCACGAAAUAAAUAAGCUGAAUCAGUU